This is a messenger RNA of Coccidioides immitis RS, 918 nucleotides long. RefSeq lists its product as uncharacterized. The transcript has 3 exons. The coding region runs from base 1 to 918 and encodes 305 amino acids. NCBI's taxonomy places the organism in Eukaryota, Fungi, Ascomycota, Eurotiomycetes, Onygenales, Onygenaceae. The record is from RefSeq and is a predicted model, not a curated record.
AUGCUGGUAUAUGUGGUCAACAAUGAUGCCCUUGCAUUGAUUGUUGAAGACUUGGUCCAGAGUGACUUUUCGCAUCACACAAUUCAACACGAUGGCCUGAAUUACCAGAAUUAUUGCGGGUAUACCUGGAGCCUACCGCUGCCAUAUCGCCCCGUCGCUGAGGCAGAGCACUUUUAUCUGAACAACUGGGUUCACCAGCUUCGCGGCCAGCCUGGCCUUGAAAAACCUAAAGAGAAAUAUAACACGGAAUGGGAGGAGACGCAGAUGCUUCUAUAUUGCUUAAGCAUCGGCGUCUCAUACCUCGCAAGUACAACUAUAAUUACUGAAUUUCUCACUAGAAAAAGACCAUCCUUAGAGCAUCUCCAUCGAGAAAUUGAGAACAAACCGGCUUUUACUUGGGGAUCUCCGCCUACUCCCCGGCCCAUCCUUAAGUUAUGCGGUGACGUACUCGCUCGGGGCUACUCUUCGUGGGAAGAAGGUGAAAAGCACAUCUGGGAGUAUUUAGAGAGCCUGCAGCUAAGUGUAAAACCCCACCGGGUCAUGCAAGGGAACUCUCCGACGGCUUUAGAGAAGGUCGGGGAUAUCCUAAAAGACGUCACUUCCGGUAGCUUGACUAGAGCGCAAGGACUUGCAGCGACGUGGCCAAAGCUAGCACAGACAAUCGGUAUCUUCAACUAUCUAAAGGAUGCCUAUUAUAGAGAGUAUUUGGAUAUGGCUAGAGCGGACCUGCUUGCUGAGAUUCUUCGCACAGAGCAAUAUAAGCCCGGGCUUCAAGGUCUAGCGGCCAUGUUCCGGGAAUUCGAACAGGACUACUAUGAUCAUGCUGUCAAUACCACGGUGGAUUUUAUAGAUGUGUCAAUGGACAUGAUGUAUAAGAAGUUCAGUCUUAAUGAGAUGGGUUGCAGAACUAGGCUGUGA